AUGCCUCACUUUGACGAAAGCAAGGCCUACGCCGUGCAAGAAGACGUCUUCUUCGAUGACGGCCGCGAAAUCGAGCUGCUGCACUUCGUUUACUCCCAGCCCGACAUCGACGAGAUCCGCGGCAAGCCUGAGCGAGUCCUGGCCGCCAUCGAUGAUUUUGGCCGGAGCAAGAAGUACCUCAUGAACGUCGGCGAGGACAAGGGCAAGAUCGUCACGGAUUUGAUCGCCGAGGUCAAGCCCAAGAUUAUGGUCGAAUUAGGCGGGUACGUCGGCUACUCCUGCAUCCUCUUCGGCGCCGCCCUGCGCAAGGCAGGCGGCCAGCGGUACUACUCCCUCGAGCGCAACCCCGAGUUCGCCGCCGUAAUCGGCUCGCUGGUCGAGCUGGCGGGCCUCUCGGACAUAGUCAAGGUCAUCGUCGGGCCCAGCGACGCCUCCAUCAAGCGUCUGCACGAAGCCGGCGAGCUCACCAAGAUCGACCUCAUGUUCCUGGACCACUACAAGCCCGCGUACACGACGGACCUCAAGCUGUGCGAGCAGCUCGGGGUCGUCGGACCCGGGUCGGUGCUGGCGGCCGACAACGUCAUCAAGCCCGGCAACCCGCCGUAUUUGGAGUACGUGCGGAGUUCCGUCGAGGACAAGCGCGCUGCUGCGCGGGACGUGGCCAAGAAGCGCGAGGAGAGCGGCUUCUUUGACGAUCGCACCGCGAAGCAGUACUUGAAGCGCGAGGGUGAGGAGAGGUUGGAUUUGACGAGGGUGGGAAACCCGAAUCUCAAAUACGAGAGCAAGCUGGUCAACAGCUUUGAGCCGACCGGUGUACCAGACGGUGUUGAGAUAACGAGAUGCCUUGGCGAGGAAAAGGAAUGA
Messenger RNA from Colletotrichum karsti, 864 nucleotides. RefSeq lists its product as uncharacterized. The record is from RefSeq and is a predicted model, not a curated record. Lineage: Eukaryota; Fungi; Ascomycota; Sordariomycetes; Glomerellales; Glomerellaceae. The coding region runs from base 1 to 864 and encodes 287 amino acids. The transcript is spliced from 3 exons. Gene Ontology annotation, molecular function: O-methyltransferase activity.